This is a messenger RNA of Mercenaria mercenaria, 4863 nucleotides long. RefSeq lists its product as uncharacterized. Gene Ontology annotation, molecular function: nucleic acid binding. Gene Ontology annotation, biological process: DNA integration. NCBI's taxonomy places the organism in Eukaryota, Metazoa, Mollusca, Bivalvia, Venerida, Veneridae. Bases 1 to 4863 code for a protein of 1620 amino acids. The transcript is spliced from 2 exons. The record is from RefSeq and is a predicted model, not a curated record.
AUGACAGACUCUGAAAACAAAACCUUUCAAGGACUUAAGCGGUCAAGGUCAGCACAAUGUGCGCAACUGACGAAACUGUAUAAGGAGUUGGAGCAAUACAUGAUUUCUCAUGAUAAUGAUGAUCUUGUUGAAAACUUGUAUGUGAAACUGUGCGACAAAUUCAACGCUUUCAAGAACAUACAUUUAGAGUGCCUAGACUUAUGUGACGAACCCGCCGAUUGUGAAAAUCUAGAACAAUCCUAUGAGUGUUAUCAUAAUAAUUUCACAGAGUUUCAGGAAAGAUAUGAACAAUGGAAGUCAUCGAACCAGUAUAAUGAAAAUGACGAAAUUUGUAGCAAUGCGUCAUCAACGUGUAAAACGAAACUUGCGAGUUCCAAAGCUAAACGUUUGAUUGCUGAGCAAAAGUUAAAUUCUCUUAGAAAAAAACACGAGCUUGAACUGGCGCGCAGAGAAAUAGAAAUUAAACAGCAAGAACUUGAAUAUCGGUGUGAAUUAGAGCAAGCGCGUAUUGAAGAAUCGGUCUGGCACGAGGCAUUGGAGGAAGAAACUGGUGAGCACGUGCAAGAUUCGUCAUAUGUGAAGCAGACGACAGUAAAUGAUUUCACUUCCGGCCAUGAACAGUCGGAUAAGAACAUAAGAAGUGCACACGACGACUGUGUAAUUAUAAAUACACCUAACAACACUCAUUUGGUAACGGAGCAACGUAAGAAUGGAUCAAUGAAUCAGAACGCGCAUCCAUCUGAGAAUGUAGUCACGAGCGUUUUGAGAAAUACAGACACUAACGUUUGUAGAAAACCUACUGGGUGCAAUGUAACAGAAUGCAAAUCUAGACACCACUUUCUUUUACAUAAGUGGGUAGAUAGUAAAUCUGAUCACACAGAUCAACAAUUUGUCGUAAAUUGCGCAACUAAAAGCGGAUCUUAUGUGAAGAACUGUUUAGGUAUAAUACCUGUACUUAUUAGAGGUAAAAGUGGGACGUACUGCAAGACUUAUGCUCUGCUUGACGAGGGAGCUGACCAAACAUUAUGUGAUGAACGCUUGUUGAAAACGCUGAACCUACCCUCCAAACCUGUGACGUUCAAGAUGUCUACAGCAAGCUCUUCCGGUAUUAUUGUUGAAGGACAGGAAGUUGAGCUGCACGUGCAACCGGCGUCAGGUGGUAACGACGUUACGUUGAGAAAAGUUUGGUCAGUAAAAUCUCUUCCAGUAUCAACUAGAUCUGCUGCGAGAAACGCUGACAUCCGAGAUCUACCAUAUUUAUCUAAGAUAGAAAUCCCUGAAAUCGACUCUAGCUCUGUGAUGCUUCUUACUGGAACAGAUGCACCACAGGCACAUAUACCAUUAGAAGUGCGUUCAGGCCGCCAUGAUCAACCCUACGCCAUUAAAACUCAACUAGGCUGGGCAGUGCGUGGACCUGUAACAGACACUACAACACAGAAAUCAGCUAAUGUAAAUUUUCAGCAGUCAGCUGAUGUAUUAUUACAACAACAACUUGAGAAUAUGUGGACUACGGACUUUGAUGACAAAGCGAAAGUAGAAAGAAAUUCAAUGUCUCUAGAAGACAAGAAAGCUUUAAACGCUAUGAACUCUUCGUUGAGAUAUGAAAAUGGACAUUACAAACUGAAAUUACCAUGGCGUGACGAGAAAGCAGUAAUGCCUAACAACUUGACUCUUGCGCAUGCGCGACUCGAACAUUUGAAGAGGAAGUUAGCACGAGAUCAAGAGCUGCAUAAAAUGUACACAGUCUCAGUAACUGACUAUAUCCAGAAAGGACAUGCACAGGAAGUAACACACUUUGAAUCUGAUAGUAACCGCGUGUGGUACUUACCCCAUCAUCCUGUGACGAAUCCUAAUAAGCCCGGAAAAGUGAGAGUUGUAUUUGACUGUGCCGCCAAAUACAAAGGAAUUUCCCUAAAUAGUCAACUUCUACAGGGACCCGACUUUAUGAACAGCUUGGUUGGCGUUUUAAUCAGAUUUCGUCAAGAGCCCGUUGCUAUAGCAGCCGACAUCGAGGCUAUGUUUCAUCAGGUCCGUGUCGAAGAUUUAGAUUGUGAUGCCCUACGGUUUCUAUGGUGGCCUGAAGGGGACAUGACUCAACAACCUAGAUGCUAUAAGAUGCUGGUACACCUAUUUGGCGCGACCUCAUCCCCAAGUUGCACAGCAUAUGCAUUAAUACGAACAGCGUCGGAUAAUGCACAUAUGUAUAAACCAGAGGUAGUCAACACCGUUAAAAGGAACUUUUACGUUGACGACUGCUUAAAAUCAGUUUCUUCUGAUGAGAAAGCAAUCGAGUUAGCCGCAGACUUACAGUCAUUGUUAAGGAGAGGAGGAUUUCGUCUGACGAAAUGGCUCAGCAAUAAGAGAGACGUCGUUGAAUCUAUCCCAGAGUCAGAACGAGCGCCAUCUAUAAUGAAUCUUAGCAAGAGCGACAGUUUGCCAGUAGAUCGUGCCCUCGGUGUUCAGUGGAAUGUAGAGAAAGAUGAACUCAAAUUUAAAGUGAAAGUAAGUGAAAAGCCAAUAACAAGACGCGGCAUCCUUUCCAUCGUCAGUUCCAUAUUUGAUCCCCUUGGACUGGUAGCACCAGUAACUCUACGUGCAAAGGCUAUAGUACAAAACCUAUGUAGACAGAAGCUUUCAUGGGACGAUCCUAUCCCUGAAAAAGAUACGUACGAGUGGAAACAAUGGUUAGAUACUCUUCCAUAUUUAGAAGCUGUCUCUGUGAGAAGAUGUUUUAAACCACAGGGCUUUGGAACAUUAGAGAAUGCCCAGCUACAUGUAUUCUGCGACGGUUCUCAACUUGGUUACGGCGCAUGCGUGUACUUGAGAUUAAAAGAUGAAAAGAACCUGAUUUCAUGCUCUCUGGUUGCUGGAAAAUCACGACUAGCACCAAUAAAACAGACAUCUAUUCCAAGACUUGAACUUUCAGGAGCAGUUGUCGCUUCCCGGCUUUAUACGCUAGUAGCAGACGAACUAGAAAUAAACAUUGACAGUGUGACAUUCUGGACAGAUUCUAUGAUUGUCCUUGGAUAUAUUAAAAACGAAAACCGGAGAUUCAAAACCUUUGUUGGAAAUAGGAUAAGUGAAAUUCAUGAUGUGACGUCACGAGACCAAUGGAGACACGUAGAUACGGCUUCCAAUCCAGCAGACGUCGCUUCUAGAGGAAUGCAUGCCAGUGAUUUUAAGACAAUGAAAUUUUGGAUGCAUGGACCUGAAUUCCUUCAAAAAGAUGAAAGCCAUUGGCCAAGCCACCUAACUAAACCUGAAUUAGACGACGACGACACUGAGCUGAAAAAAGAGGUUGUCGUCAACACAACUAGUGCAGUUGAAACCAUUCAAAGUAUAAUAGAUAGAUACUCCAGUUGGACGAGGCUGAGAAGGGCCGUUGCUUGGUUACUAAGAUAUAAGGCAUACUGCAGACGUAAACACUUAAACCACACCUUGGGACUGAGUGAAGGUGACUUGAGCACCAAUGAACUCAACAUGGCGGAACAUACCAUAUUAGCGUUGGUUCAACGUACGUCGUUUACCGAUGAGAGAAUAUGUCUACAAAAUGGGAAUUCUGUAAGAAAAGACAGUUGUUUAGCAUCUUUGAACCCGAUUAUACACCAUGACCUGAUCAGAGUACAAGGACGCUUACAAUGCGAAUAUCCAAGCAAAUAUCCAGUCGUACUACCUAGCAAACACCAUGUAACAAAACUAAUAAUAAAACAUAUCCACGAACAUAAUGGUCACGUUGGAAAAGAGCAUGUACUUUCUAUGUCACGUGAGAAAUAUUGGAUUCUACACGGACCUAGCGCAGUGAAGAGUAUUUUGAGAGGUUGCAUCCCAUGCAGACGACAACAUAAACCGUUAAUGACCCAACAGAUGGCGCCCUUGCUAGACGAGCAGACGACACCGGAUAUGCCACCAUUUUCCCAUAUUGGAAUCGAUUAUUUCGGACCAUUUAUUGUGAAGACAGCUCGUGCACGAGAAAAGCGUUAUGGUUGUAUUUUCACGUGCCUAACGUCGCGUGCGGUACAUUUUGAAAUUGCUCACAGUCUAUCUACUGAUUCCUUCAUAUCUGCCUUUCAACGCUUUCAAAGUCGACGUGGACGCCCACGGAAAGUCUUCAGUGAUAAUGGAACCAAUCUUGUUGGAGGUGAAACUGAACUACGAAAAUCAUUGCAGCUAUGGAACCAGUCCAAACUCAGUGGAUUUUUUGCUCAGAACGACAUUGAAUGGCAUUUCAACCCUCCGAACGCAAGCCAUAUGGGAGGAGCAUGGGAACGUUUAAUUCGUUCUACUAGAGUUAUAUUGAAAUCUCUCGUCCGAGAACAACUACUUAACGACGAGCAGCUGCUUACAUUUAUGGCUGAAACUGAGAAAAUACUAAAUGACAGACCUUUGACACCCGUUAGCAGUGAUCCCAGAGACCCACCAGCAUUAACGCCGAGUAUGCUACUGCUAAUGAAAUCAAACCAGUGCUUACCUAUUGGUAUCUUUAAGAAGCAAGAUAUAUACGCAAAACGGUGGUGGAGACAAGUGCAGUAUCUCGCAGAUGUAUUUUGGAAACGAUGGUUGAGAGAAUACUUACCACUACUUCAGAAACGUCAGAAAUGGCAACGUAAAACUGUAAACCUGAAGAAAGAUGAUGUAGUUCUUGUUGCCGUUGACAACGUUCCCAGAGGACAGUGGCCACUAGCCCGAGUGGUUGACGUGAAUCUUAGUAGAGAUGGCCUAGUUAGAAGCUGUGUGAUCAGAACUAAAUCAGCCAUUCUUAUGCUUUCUUGGGGCAGAGGAGAAGGAAGAGGAGGAGGAGUGAAGGAAGAGGAGUAUGAGGAGUGGAGGAGGUGGAGGAGGAGGCGCGGAGGAGGAAGAGAUUGA